GCGGUUUUUUCUGGGUGGAGUUUCAGUGAAGAGACGAUAUCUGGUGUCAACUGUCUCGGGGAGAUACCGACUGAAGAAAUGUAUUCCACUUCCUCGGCAGUUGCCAUCUUGAUUCUUUGCCAUGUCCACCAGGCGUCGGCACAACCAAGGAUCGUGUUCAUUGUACCUCCUCUAAUGGUGUUUGUGUUCGUAAGUAUGGUGACGUUAAUGCUCACCAUCACCUGCUGUUUUAUAUGGAGGCAAAGACGUGCUCAACGGGCUGCAGGGGUGCCCACUUCAAUAUUCCCCACCACCCAUGCCACUGCAAGUGGUGCAAACUUUGCCACAGUGCAGCAGACGUCACCAGUCAUUUUGUCUGCUCCUGCAGGAGAGACACCCACAGGCAGUGCCUACCCUCAGCAGCCAAGUGGCAGUGAUUACCAGCCAUUUCAAGAACCCCGGGAAGUGAAGAAAGGAGAUGCCACUUUAGCUGACUUCACAUUUUGAUGACGUCGUCCAGUAACGAACCAUAACGGUCUAGAAUUAUUCCACCUGCAUCACAGAGUAGUUUGCCAAACUAUAAAAAGUUUUUGUACAAGUUGCACUCAAUAAACUACUUGGUGAGGUAGCUUACCCAUGUAUAUAGUGAUUAUUGUGAAAUAUUAUGUCUGUGUAUCAUUGUAGCUAUAUAUGAUAUACCCCCCUUUCAGUUGAGACAAUUAUAUGCCUUUCAUCACGUGUAGCUCCCCUCUCUGCAUGCGGCCGGUAGCUAAUGUAUAUUAUACUCUUGUAUACAAACAUCUGAUUCAGCUGCGGUGUAUGUAGCUAAUGGAGUUGGGGUUGUC
Geodia barretti is the source of this 824-nucleotide messenger RNA. Lineage: Eukaryota; Metazoa; Porifera; Demospongiae; Tetractinellida; Geodiidae. The record is from the annotation of a GenBank genome assembly.